AUGCUCAUAUCUCUUUUCAUUGUCUACACCACCUCCGAUGUUAUUGGGUCGUCGGAUCGCAUGUGGGAUCUUCUCAAGGAAGCUUCGGUACUACAUCCUGUCGAUGGCAAUGCAGGCGGAGAAUACCUCACCAUGAGAAGUCAGGACGGUGCGUACAUCGGUCUGGUGCUCAUUGGCGCUGGCUUCGCUGCCUCGGUUGAUUCGCAGCUGUUUCAAAAGGCAAUCGCUGCCGAUCCCCGUAGCACCUCAAUGGGUUACAUUCUCGGUGGUCUGUCAUGGUUCACCAUUCCAUUUGUGUUAGCUAGCACGUUUGGAAUCGUGGCAGCCGGGGCGGAACAUCUACCCCAAUUUCCGACCUAUCCCAACCGCAUGACUGCAGAUGAAGUCGCAGCUGGCAUGGCUAUGCCGUAUGCCGCGAUGACAGUCAUGGGCACAGGAGGUGUUGUAGCGGUUUUGCUCAUGAUCUUCAUGGCAGUAACGUCGGCUAUGUCUUCUGAGACUGUUGCGACAACAGCCUUACUCGCGUACAACCUGUACAAAGCAUAUAUACACCCCAACGCCACGAGCGAUGAUAUUAUGCGGUUCUCUCACUGGGCAACUCCCGGAUUCGCAGUGGUCGCGGCUGCUGUUGCUGUCGGAUUCAAUCACGUUUCUGGUUUCUCGGUCGGAUUUCUGAUUGUAUGCGUGGGUAUUGUCGUCGACAGCAUGAUUGUUCCGAUGGCGUGCACGAUCAUGUGGAAGAAGCAGUCAAAACUCGCUGCUAUCCUCUCCCCAGUACUUGGAUCUUGUCUUGGAUUGCUAGCCUGGUUUGUUAAGACUAAGACUGAGCAAGGCGUGAUCAAUAUAACAACGCUGAAUGCACCGCUGCCGUUAGCUGCUGGUAACAUGGUGUCAUUAUGCUCGCCGAUUAUUCUGACACCUCUCAUCACUUACAUCAAGCCCGAUAAUUUUGAUUGGAAUAUCUUCCAUACAAAAAUCAAGCGCGACGAUGAAGAAGCGUACGAGGCGCGAGGCGAAGAGCCUCAGUUAGAUGCGGCCCACGACGCGGAGAAUCAAACCUUGCUGCUGAAAGCUCGAAACAGGGCGAUCUUCAUCAGUGUAUUCUUGACGUUGGCAUUUUGCUUGCUUUGGCCGAUACCUAUGUAUGGCACAGGAUAUAUCUUCUCGAGAGGAUUCUUCAAGGGUUGGGUAGUAGUACUUUUCUUCUGGGGUUUCUUCGCCGCUGGAGUUAUCACUUUACUGCCAAUUUGGGAAGGCAAAGAUUUCAUCCGUUUGAUGUACAAGUACUUCAAAGGCAGCUAUGUGCCGCCGAACAAGAACGAAGUAGUUGAGGGGCAGGAUACAGCAGAAAGCAGCGAGAAGGGCGUCACAAUCGCAGACAAGACUGGUUGA
Phaeoacremonium minimum UCRPA7 is the source of this 1392-nucleotide messenger RNA. RefSeq names its product putative urea active transporter protein. Gene Ontology annotation, biological process: urea transmembrane transport. The transcript has a single exon. The coding region runs from base 1 to 1392 and encodes 463 amino acids. The record is from RefSeq and is a predicted model, not a curated record. Gene Ontology annotation, cellular component: plasma membrane. Gene Ontology annotation, molecular function: urea transmembrane transporter activity. Lineage: Eukaryota; Fungi; Ascomycota; Sordariomycetes; Togniniales; Togniniaceae.